UUCAAGUCCAAAGAAGUUAUCUUACACUGUUCAUGCACAGCUUCUUCAGCUAUUAGGACUUUGGGAACUAACUAACUGAAGCUAUGAACAGUGGAAUCUGUGUCUGUGUGUUGCUUGCUAUUCUCUCCAUGAGCUGCCUGGGUCAUCCCUUGGCAGGGUCUGAUCAUGAAGGCAGUCCUGUGGCAGCUGAGCUGGAUCAGAGCCUCUCACUGCACCAGAGGCAGGUGCGUGCAGCCACAGCUAAUGGCCAACUAAAGCCAUUCCAAAUGGCAGAGGGUAACAUGGAGCAAAGAGCGAACCUCGCAGCACUGAUGGCCAGAUAUCUCAAGCAAGCCAAGAAAGGCUCUUCUGGUAGAAACCUAGCUCUGAGCAGCAAAUCACAGACCCUGGAUCUAAACCACAGAAUAAAUGACAGAGAUUACAUGGGCUGGAUGGACUUUGGACGCCGCAGUGCUGAAGAAUAUGAGUACUCCUCAUAAGGAAGA
Molecule: messenger RNA, 485 nt
Organism: Polyodon spathula (Mississippi paddlefish)
Lineage: Eukaryota; Metazoa; Chordata; Actinopteri; Acipenseriformes; Polyodontidae
Product: cholecystokinin-like
Exons: 3
Coding region: 84-479 (131 amino acids)
Biological process (GO): digestion
Cellular component (GO): axon; extracellular region
Molecular function (GO): neuropeptide hormone activity
Source: RefSeq, a predicted model, not a curated record